Messenger RNA from Osmia bicornis bicornis, 1866 nucleotides. RefSeq lists its product as uncharacterized. NCBI's taxonomy places the organism in Eukaryota, Metazoa, Arthropoda, Insecta, Hymenoptera, Megachilidae. The coding region runs from base 1 to 1866 and encodes 621 amino acids. The record is from RefSeq and is a predicted model, not a curated record. The transcript has a single exon.
AUGGAUAUGCCAUAUUUAAAGAAAGAGUCCGCGAUAGAGUUACGUUCGUUUGCUGACGAAGCUCAGCGCAUAGUUCGGGCGUUAACGAAUUUACAAAUGCCAGUGAGUCAUUGGGAUGUAUGGUUCGUUUAUUUAUUGGCGGCUCGUUUGGACCCCGAAUCCCAAAAGGCGUGGGAGACGGAAUUGAGUGAGAGGGAUCGUCGCGUCGUAUUAGACAAUGUUGCGGAGUUAGACAAUUUAAAUCCACUUGAAAGAUUUCCGAAAUUCGUGGACUUAUCCGAAUUUUUGGAAAAGCGCGUUCAAGCGCUCAGCAUGAUUGCCUCAAAUGCUCCCAAAGCAGAGAAGAAGCCUUCUGCUUUACCUAGAUCGGUACCGGGUUCGCGAAAGGUAUUUCACGCUGGUUUUUCCCAACAUUCUGGUGAUGGGAGACCGAAGUGUCCCAUUUGCUCCGGUGCGCAUUUAUUGCCUAAGUGCUAUAAAUUUCAGGCCAAGAACCCCUUUGACCGCCGAAGAGAGGUACGUCGGUUACAUCUUUGCUUUAACUGUUUCGGUCGGCAUAGGGUAUCUGAUUGCGCUUCCCCGUUUCGUUGCGCGCAGUGCAAGGAAAAACACCACUCCCUGAUUCAUUUCGAUCAGGCCAGUGGUUUGCAUUCAAAGGAGAAAGGUUCGGUUGAGCCACAUAGUGCACGCGAAGGUAAGCCCUCAACGUCUUCGGGGGUUAAUGUGCACACUGCUCGCACUCUUUCGCGUAAAUGCACAGUCUUGCUUGCAACGGCUCAAUUGACGUUGGUGGGACCGCACGGGGCGCGGACUCGUGUGCGGGCCUUGUUAGAUCAAGGAUCCCAGAGCUCUUUUGUGUCUGAGGCGGUCGCUAACUUGCUAGGUUUAGAGAAGCGCCGUAUUGACGUUCCUUUGUUGGGUCUCGGUGCGAGGUCUGCAGGCACUGCUCGUAUGACUACGAGUUUCGAAGUGCAUUCCUUGGUUGACCCGUCGUUUCAAAUUGAGGUGGAAGCUCUGAUUCUUCCGAAGCUCACGUCGCAGCUUCCCGCUAGAUGUGCUAUGGCUUUGGAUAUCGAAAUGUUCGCGGGAUUAUCAUUGGCUGACCCGCAAUUUUAUGUGCCGGGAUCAGUUGAUAUUAUUUUUGGCGCGGAUAUCUACGGGCAACUAUUGCAAUCGGGGUUGCGAAGUUUUCCUUCUUCGUCUCUGGUUGCACAAAAGACAGUCCUCGGCUGGAUUGUCUCCGGCCCUGUGCAUUCGGACGGUUCACGGCGAGCGGUCGAUCAUAAAUCAAUGCCGCUUCGAAUGCUACACAGUGCUGCAGAGCAGGACUUAGACCAGUCGUUACAACGGUUUUGGGCCUUGGAGGAGUUACCCACGGUCACUUCAACGUUAAAGCCAUUAGAUGAAGCAUGUGAAAAGCUAUUUAGGGAAUCGCAUGUUCGCAAUUCUGACGGUCGAUUCGUUGUGCAUCUCCCUUUAAAGUCUGAACCUCCUGCUGCCGGUCCGGAAACAAAACGUAUGGCCAUGGGCUCACUUGCUCAUAUGUAUCGUCGGUUUGCUCGCGAUCCGAAAUUAGCUUUGGCAUAUCGCGAAUUUAUGACGGUCUACGAAAAUUUGGGACAUAUGGAGCGAAUUCCCGCGUCGGAACUUGAUAAUUCGCGUGCAUGGUAUUUACCUCAUCACGCGGUUGUACAAUCUACACCGUUGAAAUGGAAGAUUCGGGUGGUUUUUGAUGCGUCGCGAAAGACCCGCGAUGGGCACUGUUCUCUUGGCGGGACCUGCUCUUCAGCGCGAUCUUUCGUUGAUUUUACUAAAUUGGCGUCGGUACCGUUUCGUGUUUACCGCGGACGUGGUCAAGAUGUUUAG